AUGAGCAGAUUAGUUGCGAUUUCCUCCAAGAGAUUUGUUCAUUUGGAGAAAGGUAAACAUGGAACUUCUUCUCCAUCAUUUUGCUGGAGACGAGUUUUCUCUGGUCUCAGUGAUGAUAGCAGAGAGAUUCUCAGGAAUGGGCUUCGUGAUAUUAAGCUAGAUGAUGCUAUUGAUUUGCUCAGUGAAAUGGUAAAGUCUCGUCCUUUGCCUUCCAUUAUUGAGUUUAGUAAAUUAAUGAGUGCUAUUGCGAAGAUGAAGAAGUAUGAUGUUGUCAUCUCUAUGGGCGAGCAGAUGCAAAUGUUGGGAAUUUCUCAUAGUCUCUAUACUUAUAGUAUUUUGAUCAACUGUUUUUGCCGCCAAUCUCAGCUCUCUCUUGCUUUAGCUGUUCUUGGCAAGAUGAUGAAACUCGGCUAUGAACCUAGCCUUGUCACGUUUAACUCGCUGCUCAAUGGUUUCUGUCAAGGGAAUAGGAUUUCGGAUGCAGUAUGUCUGGUCGAUCAAAUGGUGGAAAUGGGAUAUAAACCUGAUACAGUGACAUUCAACACUCUAAUUCAUGGACUUUUUCUCACCAACAAAGUCUCAUAA
Messenger RNA from Arabis nemorensis, 585 nucleotides. Lineage: Eukaryota; Viridiplantae; Streptophyta; Magnoliopsida; Brassicales; Brassicaceae. The record is from the annotation of a GenBank genome assembly.